Molecule: messenger RNA, 2255 nt
Organism: Cornus florida
Lineage: Eukaryota; Viridiplantae; Streptophyta; Magnoliopsida; Cornales; Cornaceae
Product: probable trehalose-phosphate phosphatase F
Exons: 13
Coding region: 717-1892 (391 amino acids)
Biological process (GO): trehalose biosynthetic process
Molecular function (GO): trehalose-phosphatase activity
Source: RefSeq, a predicted model, not a curated record
AUGUCACGAGCCAGCCUUCAUGGUAGCACAGCUUGCCCAAACUUUUCUCUUUCUUCACUCUUUUGUUAUUCACCAUUGGAAUCCUGUCCGGUCGAUGUGGUACUGGUUCUCAGAAAUCAAGUCCAGGGUGUACGAAAUUUAUGUCUGGAUAUGCUAAAAUCGAACUCACUGAUCAGGCCCAAAUAUUUUAUUCUAUAUUUCCAUCAUGUUAUAUAAAUGAAAUGACUAUACCUAGCUGAGGUUUCUGUCUUGGAUUGGGUUACUUUGGGAAGAAUAUAUUCUUUUUUGGAACUAUUCUCAGUUAAAAGUUUAUUAUGGAUUUCAUUCAAUCUGUUUCAGUUUAUUUAUGUUGGAGCCUGCUUGACUGAGUGAGUACGUCGGAUUUCGUCAUCAUAGUUACCUUUUAUCUGUUCCAAGCUUCUUGUGGAAACGGAGGAUAAUUUGCUGGAUUCGGAGGCUUUAUAUGAAUCCUUCCUCAAGAAACUCAUACAAAUAAUGUUUGGUCACCUGGUAUAAAUGCAGAGUAGAUUUAGAGAUGAGAUUUCAAGAAGGUUGUGCUUGAUGGACUGCUCGCCCAGUAGCUGUGAUAAGAAAACGCUGAAGAGGUGGUUUUUCAUUGACAAAAGAGUUGGGUAAAGUGAAGAUCCAUUCAUCUCUGUUCUGACCAAGAAGCUAUUAAACACCAUAAACUUGGUUUACAAUUAGAACCCUAUGCAAUGGACUUGAAGUCAACAAAUGUGUCUCCUGUUCUCACUGAUUCUCCACCCAUGAACAAGUCCAGGCUAAGCACUCAUACUAGUCUACUGCCUUACUCUCAAUCGGGACUGUCAUUCUCCUCUGCCAUGCUAACAAUUCCACGAAAGAAGCCAGGAAAGCUUGAUGAUGUUCGAUCCAAUGGUUGGCUUGAUGCUAUGAUAUCCUCUUCUCCUCCUCGCAAGAAGUUUCUCAAGGAAUUCAAUGCUGAGGUUGCUUCAGAUGAUAGUGAUAUUGCUUACAACUCCUGGAUGCUUAAGCAUCCAUCAGCAAUUAACUUUUUUGAGCGUAUCACAAAUUAUGCAAAGAAGAAGAAGAUAGUGAUGUUUUUGGAUUAUGAUGGGACUCUUUCUCCAAUUGUAGAUGACCCUGAUCGUGCCUUUAUGUCUGAUGAUAUGCGUUCUGCUGUUAAGGACGUGGCAAAGUAUUUCCCAACGGCAAUCAUUAGUGGAAGAAGCCGUGAUAAGGUAUAUGAGUUGGUAGGACUAACUGAACUCUAUUAUGCUGGUAGUCAUGGUAUGGACAUCAUGUGGCCAGUUAGCGACACUGUGUCCACUGACCAUUCAAACUGUAUUAAAUCUACUGACCAACAGGGCAAGGAAGUAAAUCUGUUCCAGCCUGCUCGUGAAUUUUUGCCUAUGAUUGAUGAGGUUUUUAAAACCCUUGUCGAGAAUACUAAAAAUAUAAAAGGCGCAAAAGUUGAGAAUCAUAAAUUUUGCACCUCUGUUCAUUACCGUAACGUAGAUGAGAAGAGUUGGCCAACUGUUGCUCAACGUGUUCAUGAUGUUCUAAAAGAUUACCCUCGUUUGCGACUAACUCAUGGACGGAAGGUUUUAGAGGUCCGUCCUGUGAUUAACUGGGAUAAAGGGAAAGCAGUUAAAUUUUUGCUCGAAUCACUUGGGGUAUGCGACAGUAACAAUGUACUUCCAAUAUAUAUUGGAGAUGACAGGACAGAUGAAGAUGCAUUCAAGGUACUGCAGGAGGCGGGGAAUCGAGGUUAUGGAAUUCUUGUGUCUUCAGUACCAAAAGAAACCAAGGCAUUCUUCUCUCUCCGGGAUCCUUCAGAGGUCAAAGAGUUCCUCAAGUCCCUUGUGAGAUGGAAGGAAAUGAAUGCGAAGAAUUCAUCGAGUUCCUAUUGAGGUGGAGAGAAAAAACAAGGAAGAGUAGCAAAGUAAUCCUCAUAUAGGAUGGGUAUGGUAGCAGAUAUGGUAUCUAGGUUCUAGGGAAAAUCUGUUGCAUUUAUUUGCAUCAUUCUUUUUCCUCGUAUUAUGGUGUUGCGGCUUCUCUCUCUGCACAGCCACUUUCUUCUUCCCUCAGCCGGGAUGGUGUGUCUAAUUGUGGUCAUUCUCCAAAUGAGUUAAUUAGUUGUUUUAAUUUAACUUUCAGUAGUAUGGUCCAUAUGGAUUCUGUUGUGAUAAUCUUUUAAUCUCACUUGCAAGUCUUAUUCUUGCAGUUUUUAUGUUCUUUGAAAUGAAGUGAAUUGGUAUGACCUUUUUUUCUUC